UACCAUGGAAGCGUGGAUAGCUUCUACUAGAUCCGGGGGUUGGCCGCAGCGACAAUAAUAUUUAGGAAAUAGCUUUUACUGUGCAUGUUUUGUUACAGCGAAUGGAUAUUAAACUAGUAUAUGCUGUUAGUGAAAUAAUAUAUAUAUAUAGUGUGUGUGUAUAUAUAGCUAUAUUACGUGUAGUGUGUGUAUUUGACCAAGAACACCCGCACGGAGCCGCGGUGGUUUGGCGCUGCUAAUGCGCGCGAGUUUUCAAAGUGGGGAAGUCUUUAAAGUGAGCACUCAACAGGCAGCUAGCCGGAUGCUGCUACGGUUAGCUCUGUAAAGUUACCUCACUAAGGUUUACCAGCACUACUCAGCCACAGGACGCGCACAAGCUGUUAUUGUCUAACGAAUCCACAUCUUUGUUUAAACGCGUUGUGUUUCAAAGCAUGUCUAGGUUGUUUUUAAGUUGUUGUUGCUGGGCUCGUUGUUGCUAAGGCAAGCUAACAGGAAGCUAGUCAGCUAGCUGCUGUGUGAUGUAAACAGUGAUGUGGCUGUUUGCUAAUAACGUCACUUAAAGACUGGAAUAACACACUCACCAAAAGAAGCCCCAUCUAUACUAACAGAGCAUCCUACACCAACAGGCUCUGCGUCAUGUCUAUUGAUUUUGACAGUGCUGCUCUUCAAACCCAGCAUGAUGAAGAAGAAUACGACCAGGAGGACUAUGCAAGAGAGCAAGAGCUGCACAAAUUGCUCACCGACUUGCCCGAUGACAUGCUGGACGACAGCAGAGACUCCUCCUCCCCAGAACAGGAGUACUCUACCUGCAGUAAUAAGAAAACUGGAAAAGGCCCACAGUCCACGUGGACUCAGAAAUGGUCAGAUCAUCCAAGGCCAAUUUCUCAUGAACAGAACUGUGAAGUUGAUUAUGAUCAGCGCUCCCAUGAUGAGUACGCUUUUGGGGAUGGAGCUGUUCAGAUCAAUGGACAUCACCCUCAAAGUCAACCUCCGCCUCGCACCUGGAACCAGGAUCAUCAGUUCACCCAGGGAGAUUAUUCAUACACCAGCGUAGGCACGGAAAAAUCGACAGAGACCAACGAUUUCUCCACAGACGAGUAUGAGUCCAAACCAUAUCCUCAAGGCACUAAUAACGCUGUAAUGUAUAAUGGAGACGGAGGACGCAGAGAUAACCAAAACUACGGGGAUCCCAACAACGGCAGGAACCAUUUUCAAAAUUUAAAAUCUGGCGCAUUGGACAGAGGAGUGGAUCAGCACAAGGCCAGCUACAACCCUCACCAUCCUGCCCAUCAGCCAAAGAUGUUCAACUCACAGGCCGUUCACCAAGAGGGCCAAUUCGACCAUCUGCAAAGAGAAUUCCUCGACUCGACACAACAAACUGCUGAUAGAGAGCAGCUUGCCCAGCUGCAGAUUUUAAAUAAGGCUCAGCAGAGGCAAAUUGAAGACUUGGAGCGAAAACUGGAGGAUUCAAGACGCAAUAUGAGAUAUAUCGAGCAUCAGUUUGCAAUUGCCAAAGACGAAAAGGAUGGCCUAGCAGUAAGCCUAAAGGAAUCCAGUCAUUUAGUUGAAGAGGCCAAGCAGAGAGAGGUUCAAAUGCAAAACAAAGUGAAGGCAAUGGAGCAGCAAGUGCAGGUCCUCACUGAGAGAGACAAGGAGACCAUGAAGAAGCAGAGGGUGGCGGAGGCUGCAGUGGACAGCAUGAAGCAGCAGAUGUUGGAGCUUUGUCGCUCUGACACCCUGUCCAGAACGCGGCAGCAGCACGACAGAGAUCUUGUUGUCAUAAAGGAGCAGCAUGACGCUGCGCUGUUGACACUACAGCAGAAGCUAGACUCUACCGCUCAGGCUCUGAACGAACAGAUUGAUGUUGGUCAGAGGUUACGAGAGCAGGUGAAGCAGCUGGAGCGCCAGAGGGAAGAAGAGCAACUGGAGAGAGCCAGAGUUGUAAACACCCUCUCUCAGCGUCUGGAGGAGAGUCAGCAACAAUGUGCCAAGCUGCUGCAGACAAGUUCAGUGCAGGAAAUGAGUCAGAUACAAAUCAAACUAAAACAAGCUCAAUCAUCCAAGGCACUAAGUGAAAACAUGAACACAGUCUUACAGGAGGAUCUGGCUGAGUUGAAGGAGCAGAUCACGCUGUAUGAAUCUGCUGUGAAACACGGCGUUAUUGCAUUAGACCUGAACAGCGACUGGGACAACCAGCUGUCUGAAUCCUGUGUGGAUUUAGGAUUAAAGAAAACUAACAGGAAAAAUGGCUUGCUUCACAGUGUUGCUCUGGCUCACCUGUCGGACUCCAAGCUGCCCAAAGAUGAAGCUUUGCGGCUGCUGCGAGUGGAGAUGCAGCGCUGCCUGGGUAGUCUGAAGGGGAAGCGGCAGAAGAUCAGUCAGCUGCAGGAGGAGCUCCAGCUCUGUCAGGCUCAAGUGAACGAGCUGCAGACCCAGUUAGAUGAAGCCAAGCUCUGCUCUUCGGUCAGAGAGAGCAGCCAGAUGAAACAUCUAGACAUAACUGGAGAGUCUCAGAAAGAGUUCACGAGAAUACAGGAAGACAAACGACACUUGCAGGAGCAAGUGGAGGUGUUAGAAAAGAAGAAUAAGGAGCUGAAACAGAGUGAGGAGAAGGUGAGGUGUGCCAACUUGGAGCUUUGCACCAAGAUGAGGCAGAUGAUCCAGGAACUGGACCAAGAGAAGCAGGAGGCUGCUGUGAGAGCUGAGCGGAUUCAUCAGCAGUAUAGGGACGACGUGGUGGACCGGGUCAGUACCGAGCUCCUGCUGGAACACGACGCUGAGAUUGAACAGCUGACUGCGCAGCACCAGCAGCAGGUCCAACAGUUACAGACCCAGCUGUCUGAGGCCAACGAUAAGAUGUUGGCCGUGCAAGAGUGUUACAUAUCUGUCUGCCAGGAGAAGGACAUGCUUGAGAAGGAGGAGGCUUUGAUCAGAGUCAAUGAGCAAAAGAUGAGAGAAGCUGUGGAGAAGCUGAGGGCUGAGCUUGAGGCUCAGCAUCAGGCCUCAAUAAACCAGCUCAAAGCUCUCUGGUCCAAAGAAAAGGAGACCGAGAUCCAGCAGCAGGUGGACUCUCAUGUAGCCUUAGCCAAGGCUGCUUGGAAGGAGGAACUACAAAAUAUGGAGAAGACCUGGGUCCAGAGGCUGGAGGAGGCCAGGGGAGAGAAACACAAAGAGACUGCUGAGGCAACCUGUCAGGCAGAUGAGGUUGAGGCCAGCAGUGUGACGAUUACUGUUGAGGAGCUGGACUCCAGACUCAGUGUUCAGAAACAGCAGCUGCAACUGGAGGCCGACAAAGUCAAACGCAAAGCGGUGGAGGAAGCCAGGAAAAAAGCCCAGAGAGAGCUACACAAGAAACACCUGGAAGACAUGGCCAAACAGGUUGAAGGUGCAGUAACCAGGGCCUACAAUCGCUGGAUUGAGGAUUUGACUUCAUUACCAGAAUACCAAACCUCACUCCAAAAAGAGAGGGAGAAAUGGGAAGAACUACAAGAAAAACAGGCCUUAAUGGAGGCUGAGGAGCAGUGGCAUAAGAAGCACAAGAACCAGCUGGAGGAGCAGAGCUCUGGAUCGCAGAAGGUGGAGGAGCUCCAAGAGGAGGUGGCAGCUCUCCAGAGUCAGCUGGACCAAGGGGGGAGCGAGCAAGCUGCCCUGCUGAAGGCUGAGCUAGCCGGAGCGAGAGCAGCCUGGAACCGAGACAAACAACAGGAGAUCUCUGUCAUCCAGGUCCGCAGUGAACAGGUGUACCAAAGCAAGCUGCAAGAGCAGCGCAAAAAGCUGGAGCAGGCUUUGCAGCAGGCUUUGCAGCAGGCCAGAGAGGACGCCGAUCUCCAUAAGAAGGAGCUGCUCCUGCAGAUGGAGGCCAAGCUACAGCAGAGUCUGAGGGCUCGAGAGGAGAAGUGGAGAUGUCACCUUGCAGAGAAGGAGCAGGCUCAGCGAAAGCAGAUGAGAGAUGAAUUACAAGCGGAGCUUCAAACUGGUCUGGCAGAGGUCCAGGCACAACUUCUCAGGGAUCCCAAAACAGAUCAGCAGGGCACUGAAGACACCAGCAGGACCAGUGGAGCCACAGCAGAGGGCACAAUAACACACAUCAUCCAUGUAUCCUGCAAAGACAUAGUCAGCAGGGCAGUAUCUCAAGCCAAGAAGGAAUGGAAGAAAAUAAGUGAGGAGAGACUGAGCCUUGUGUUAAAAGAAACACAGGAGCAGCAUGAGAGAGAAAUCAACAAAAAGCAAAGCUCUUUGUCCCAGAGGAAGGAGCAGGCUGAGACCUUAGGUAAGCUGCAGAAGAAGAACCAGGAGCUCCAGAGACACUUAGAGAAAGCCUGUCGUCAACUCCAGCACAGCGUACGAGAGCACAAAACUGCCAUGAAGCAUCAGAAAGAUGAGCACGAAAGCAGCUUACAAAAGGCAGAAGAGGGACAUCUGCAGCAGCUAGAGGAGGUGAAGAGAGCGUCCUCAGGAAGUUCUGAUCACCAACAAAAUGUUCAGCAAAGCCUCGAGGAGAUGAAGCAACAAUACCUGACGACUGUAGAAAAGAUCAGAGGAGACAUGCUGCGUUACCUCCAGGAGAGUCGGGAGCGAGCAGCAGAGAUGAUCCACAGGGAGGUGCAGAGGGAGAGGCAGGACACUGCCAGAAAGAUGCGGCGCUAUUAUCUGACCUGUCUGCAGGAGUUACUGGAGGAUGGAGGAAAGACUACAGGGGCUGAAAAGAAAAUAAUGAACGCUGCAAGCAAGCUGGCAGCCAUGGCUAAAGUGCUGGAGACGCCUUUCAAAAGUAAAUCUGGAAAGAACUACGGUUUACAAAGUUGUUUGACGGCUGUGACCACAGCUGACUGCGUUCCAGGUAGAAACGCAGGUUUCAGUAAGAACCCGUCAACACUGACUGAGCUCCCUGACGUCAAGCCAGAGGAGAGAUCCCACAGGGAAAAGACCUCCACUGAUUCAGAGCAGAAACAAACCGCUGCAGCGAGGACUAAACCUUUGAGUCACCAGGACAUUUUUGCAUCUGGGAAGGAAGACGCCUCUGUAGAUGCAGGACUGAAACCCCAAACUGUUGCUCACACACACCUCAGCUCUUACAAACCUUCUCAACAGAUGGCUUCUCCAUCCCAGGUGGAUUUUGACAAAGGGUCUAGGAGGAGUAGAAGCAGGGAGCUGUACCUCCAGGGAGUUGAUUCAAGCAAAGCAGACAGCCACCCCGACUCUGAUCGACAGAGUAAACCUUUCCUCACCCAGGAGGUUCCUAUCAGAGAUGAGAAACGGACCGACUGGAGCAUGACCAGUAGUGACUCAGACACAGGCUUCCAGGUUUCCACACUCUCUUACUCUGGGAGACAAGUCGAGCCAGUGAAGCCCUUUUCUAUCUCUGCUGUGUCAGCCAGGGACUCAGGAGAGUUUGGCGGUCUCACCCCAGAUGCUUCUGACCUGACUGUCUAUAAUGAAAUUGCCAAAAAGACACCUAACACCCAGCCUUUGAACUUUCACCUUGCAAAGAUAAAAACCCACAGAGAGCCCACCCCUGGCUCUGAGGCAGAGAAGCAGCAUGGAGUUUGUUCCAGGCCUCUGUUCUCUGAGUUGAGACAACGCCAGCAGGACAGCGGCUUCGACAGUCCAUUCUACCAACAAAAAUGACAAAGUGGAGGGCAGGUAUGAAGUGAAGUAGGGAGACGAGCUUGAAACUGACUUGACAAUUUCAGUAAGCUUACCAAAUAGUGCCUUUUUAAUUCAGUGUAUAAAGUUUACAUGAUGUAGAACCUUUGCCUUGAUAGCUGCUUGCAGUGUCUUUGUGUGUAUGUGUGUUACAUAAACUUUGUUAAAGGAUAGUUUGACAUAUUGGGAAAUGCACUUAUUUGAUUUAUUGCUGAGAGUUAGAUGAGAAGAUUGAUACCACUGUCAUGUUGCCAAGUGAGAAGCUACAACCAGCAGCCGGUUAGCUUAGCAUAAAAACUGGAAAUGGGGAAACAGUCAGCCUGGCUCUGUCCAAAGAUAAGUUUCAGUCUUUUUGCUAAGCUAACCAGCUGCUGGUGGUAGCUUCAUAUUUACUAUACAAACAUGAGUGGUAGCAAUCUUCAUCAUUUAACUCCUGAACAAGAAAGCGAGUAAGCGGAUUUCCCCAAAAUAUCAAACUAUUGCUUUAAUUUGUAGUUUUUCCCAGUGUGAAAGAAGCACUGGUUACAUUGUCUAGAUGUGUUUUGAGGUUAUUUCUUUUGGCCUCUUAUACAUAACGUUUCAACAUUUCAGUCUAGCUUUAAAAAUGCAGCUGCAGGUUUUGUUUCUAAAUAUACAACAAGGGUUUACUUAUUAAGUAAUAAAUAAGUAAACAAAUGUGUGCUUGCUUAGAAGUGAUUCUUAUAUCACAGGUAAGUGCACUUGUAAGAAAAUGUUUAUGGGUCAACAGCCACAGCUCUGCCCACACGGUAAUAUUUAACUUGUGAUACCUCGAGUGACCUAUACUGGCAGGUCACAGUACCCUGUAAGCCUACUGAACCUACCACUGCGUAUCAGGUGCAGGUUUAUACAAAGUUCAUGUCCCCCUGUGCUCUGUUUUCUUUCUCAGUCGGUGUGUUUGUGUUUUUUUAUAUUUUAAAAUAUUUUAUAUCACGUUAAUGAGAUAUGCUGUGCAUAGAUCAUACGUGUUUUUUAUAUAUUGACUUAAUUUGUUUUAAUAAAUUGUAUCAUUUUAUUGCAAA
This is a messenger RNA of Sebastes umbrosus (honeycomb rockfish), 6686 nucleotides long. It is a transcript of the gene cep152, whose product is annotated as centrosomal protein 152. The transcript has 28 exons. Gene Ontology annotation, cellular component: centrosome. Lineage: Eukaryota; Metazoa; Chordata; Actinopteri; Perciformes; Sebastidae. Bases 637 to 5628 code for a protein of 1663 amino acids. Gene Ontology annotation, biological process: centriole replication. The record is from RefSeq and is a predicted model, not a curated record.